Glycine soja is the source of this 1867-nucleotide messenger RNA. RefSeq names its product non-specific phospholipase C4-like. Lineage: Eukaryota; Viridiplantae; Streptophyta; Magnoliopsida; Fabales; Fabaceae. The transcript is spliced from 4 exons. Gene Ontology annotation, biological process: phospholipid catabolic process. Gene Ontology annotation, molecular function: hydrolase activity, acting on ester bonds. The coding region runs from base 146 to 1717 and encodes 523 amino acids. The record is from RefSeq and is a predicted model, not a curated record.
CUCCGCUCAUCGAUUAUCCACCUUUGCAAGUUGCUUCAUCCACUGUACAACACCAUACAAUUAAUGCGCUGCUCUGUGUAUAUAUACACACAACACUCACUUUUGUUCGAUUCUCAAUUUGAGAAGUAAAUCCAAACUCAAUAAAAUGGCUUCAAAUUCCAGCACCAACAACGCUGGCUACCCCAUCAAAACCAUCGUCGUUUUGGUUCAAGAAAACCGUUCCUUUGACCACAUGCUCGGUUGGAUGAAGUCCCUCGAUCCGAAAAUCAACGGUAUCACCGGUUCAGAGUCUAACCCGAUUUCCACAUCCAAUCCCAACUCGAAUCUGGUUCAAUUCUCGGACCAGUCGGUCUAUGUUGACCCGGACCCAGGUCACUCGAUCCAAGACAUUUACGAGCAAAUCUUCGGAGAGCCUUGGAGCGAAGCCUCAACGGCAAAGAAAUUGCCACCGACCAUGCAAGGCUUUGCCCAAAAUGCCGGGAGGCAAGCAGUGCCAAAGAAUGCGACGGCGACGAUGAUGGAGACGGUAAUGAAUGGGUUCAAACCGGAUUUAAUUCCGGUUUAUAAAGAGUUAGUUAAGGAAUAUGCGGUUUGUGACUGUUGGUUCGCUUCGGUUCCCGCUUCGACCCAACCGAACCGGCUCUAUGUGCAUUCUGCCACGUCACAUGGGUUGACAAGUAAUGACACCAAUAAGCUUAUUGGGGGUUUGCCUCAAAAGACGAUAUUUGAUUCUUUGGAUGAAAAUGGGUUCAGUUUUGGGAUCUAUUAUCAGUCUCCACCCGCCACCCUUUUCUAUAGGAAUCUUAGGAAACUGAAAUACGUAGAUAACUUCCGUCCAUUCGAUUUGUUCAAAAAGCAUUGCAAAGAAGGGAAAUUACCAAACUACGUGGUGAUUGAGCAAAGAUUUUUUGACUUGUUAUCAAUACCAGGGAACGAUGAUCACCCAUCUCAUGAUGUUUCGGAGGGUCAAAAGUUUGUGAAAGAAGUGUAUGAGGCACUAAGAGGUAGCCCACAAUGGAAUGAAACAUUGUUUGUGAUUGUAUACGAUGAGCAUGGAGGGUUUUAUGAUCACGUGCCAACCCCUGUGGAAGGAGUGCCUAGUCCAGAUGAUAUUGUGGGCCCUGAACCAUUCAAGUUUCAGUUUGAUAGACUUGGUGUGAGGAUUCCAGCCAUCAUUGUUUCUCCAUGGAUUGAGCCAGGCACAGUGUUACACGGACCUUCGGGACCAUCCCCAACAUCACAAUACGAGCAUUCUUCUAUACCAGCAACUGUGAAGAAAAUAUUCAAUUUACCUGAAUUUCUAACAAAAAGAGAUGCAUGGGCUGGAACAUUUGAAGGUCUUUUAACUAGAAGCAGCCCAAGAACUGAUUGUCCAGUGAAAUUGCCUGAACCUGUAAAACUACGAGAAGCUCCUGCUCAAGAAAAGGCCAAGUUGAGUGAAUUUCAAGAAGAAUUGGUACAAAUGGCAGCAACUCUGAAUGGGGAUCAUAGAAAGAGUAUAUACCCCGACAAGUUAACUGAGAACAUGAGUGUUCCGGACGCAGUUAAAUAUGUUGAAGAUGCAUUCAAUACAUUCUUGAAUGAGUGUGAGAAGGCAAAGCAAAAUGGUGCUGAUGAGUCUGAAAUUGUCGAUUGUGCUGAUGGAUGUAGUAGUGCACCACCCGAUUCCAAAAAUUUCUUUUACAAUGUGCUGUCUUGUAUAACAUGUAAUCGAUAAUUAAUCAAGCUUGCACACAUUUUACAUUAUAUAUAAAUCCUGCCAGAAACACGUACGUGCUGGCAUGUACUGGCUAUUCAUGGAAUCUAUGUUGAAUAAAAAAAACAUGUAUUUAUUUUGUAAUAUAUAUCAGCCAUCUAAUUAAUUUCA